Betta splendens (Siamese fighting fish) is the source of this 4429-nucleotide messenger RNA. It is a transcript of the gene nlgn4xa, whose product is annotated as neuroligin 4 X-linked a. The transcript has 7 exons. Bases 859 to 3333 code for a protein of 824 amino acids. Gene Ontology annotation, biological process: presynaptic membrane assembly; postsynaptic membrane assembly; synaptic vesicle endocytosis. Gene Ontology annotation, cellular component: cell surface; synapse; postsynaptic specialization membrane. Gene Ontology annotation, molecular function: neurexin family protein binding; signaling receptor activity. The record is from RefSeq and is a predicted model, not a curated record. Lineage: Eukaryota; Metazoa; Chordata; Actinopteri; Anabantiformes; Osphronemidae.
AACUUGUCCUAGCUGUUCACUCGCUCUGUGAGAGCAAUUAGAUUCAGCGUCGCUCCCAGUGCCUCUGCAAUGACUCAUUGAAACAUCUUCUGUGCUGAUAAAUCCGCAUCUCUGCCCCCACCCCCACCAUCACCUCACACAUACACACUCGCCCCUCACGCGCACCCUCGCACGCGCGCGCGCACGCACGCACGGAGAGGACGCACAGUUGGGUCUGCCGUCGGUCGGACUGCGCUUCUUACUUUGGAUUUGCAGAGCGGCGGUGUGGACCUAGACUUUAUUGUGUUUUUUUUCCCUACGUGGGGAGGAUUUCGCCUGAAGUCGGGACUUACAUAAAAGACUCAGACGGCGGAGAAACGGGCUGAGACGCGGACCCGCUCCUUCUCCUCCUCAUCCACCGACCGCUUGUCCGGACGCGCAGAGGAGCACAAUCCACGGGGAAAUCAUCCACGGACAUUUUCUGCUCGCCAUAACUGGACCGUAGUCGUUUCACAGCCCAAACUUAGCGCACAUAUUAGGAUUCGGGCGUAAUGUGGACGGUGGAUUUGAUGGAAGUCCCCGCAGCGGCUGAGGCUCAUUCCUGCGCAUUUUGAUCCUCCGCGGGAUGAGGAUUUCCUUUCAAACUGGACCGAAGGUAGCCAGAGAUCAUCCCAGGAAACACAUACAGCGGCAGACGGUCUUCAUGCAGGCUCUCAGGAUGGGGAGCUCUGAGGAAGCGACUUUUCUUGACUGGGGAUCCGUCUCUCAGCUCCUGGCCUGAGAAGUGGGAUACAGCUCAGUGGAGUUUUGGAGGAGUCUGAAACCCCGAGGCGGGUCACAACCACGACCUCCCAGGCUCAGGCUCACCUCAACAGGAUCAUGUCUGCGCCCAAAAGCUCUUUGUGGAUGUGUCGCUGUUCAGCGAAGGUCAACCUUCUGCUGUGGAUGGGACUGACGUCACUGUGUGCGGCCGCCAUUCAGGCCCAGCAGCACCCUGUUGUCACUACCAAUUAUGGGAAAUUGCGUGGAGUCAAGGUUACAUUACCCAAUGAGAUCCUAGGACCAGUGGAGCAGUAUUUGGGGAUCCCAUACGCGCUGGCCCCAACAGGGGAGCGCAGGUUCCAGCCGCCGGAGCCGCCCAUGUCCUGGCCGGGAAUCAGGAAUGCUACUCAGUUUGCACCGGUUUGUCCUCAGUUCUUAGAGGACCGCUUUUUACUCAAUGAUAUGCUCCCUGUGUGGUUCACCGCCAACUUGGAUACGUUGGUGACGUACGUGCAGGAGCAGAGCGAGGACUGCCUUUACCUGAACAUCUACGUCCCCACGGAGGACGACAUCCAUGAUGAAAACGGCCUAAAGCCUGUCAUGGUUUACAUCCACGGGGGCUCGUACAUGGAAGGCACCGGCAACAUGAUCGACGGCAGCAUCCUGGCCAGCUACGGCAACGUCAUCGUCAUCACCAUCAACUACCGGCUGGGAGUUCUGGGGUUUCUAAGCACAGGAGACCAGGCAGCCAAGGGCAACUACGGGCUGCUGGAUCAAAUUCAAGCUCUCAGGUGGAUCAAAGAAAACAUACAGGCCUUCAAAGGAGACCCGAAGAGAGUGACCAUCUUUGGCUCUGGUGCCGGAGCAUCGUGUGUCAGCCUGCUCACGCUCUCGCAUUACUCAGAAGAUCUGUUCCAGAAAGCCAUCAUCCAGAGUGGCACGGCGCUGUCCAGCUGGGCGGUCAACUACCAGCCUGCCAAGUACACACGGGCCCUGGCUGAGAAGGUGGGCUGCAACAUGCUGGACACCAUCGACCUGGUGGCGUGUCUGCAGAACAAGAACUACAAGGAGUUGAUUGAACAGUACAUCACCCCCGCCAAGUACCACAUCGCCUUCGGGCCGGUGAUUGACGGUGACGUGAUCCCGGAUGACCCCCAGAUCCUCAUGGAGCAAGGAGAGUUCCUCAACUACGACAUCAUGCUGGGGGUCAACCAAGGCGAGGGCUUCAAGUUCGUGGAUGGCAUCGUGGACAGCGAGGACGGCGUGUCGGCUAACGAUUUUGACUUUGCUGUUUCGGACUUCGUGGACCAUCUCUACGGCUACCCAGAGGGCAAGGACACUUUGCGCGAGACCAUCAAGUUCAUGUACACGGACUGGGCCGACAAGGAGAACCCAGAGACCCGGCGCAAGACCCUGGUGGCGCUGUUCACCGAUCACCAGUGGGUGGCGCCGGCAGUGGCCACGGCUGACCUCCACGCCCAGUACGGCUCGCCCACCUACUUCUACGCAUUUUACCACCACUGUCAGAGCGACAUGAAGCCCAGCUGGGCCGACUCUGCCCACGGGGAUGAGGUGCCGUACGUGUUCGGGAUCCCCAUGAUCGGACCCACGGAGCUCUUCAACUGCAACUUCUCCAAGAACGACGUGAUGCUGAGCGCCGUUGUCAUGACCUACUGGACGAACUUUGCCAAAACAGGGGACCCAAACCAGCCGGUUCCACAGGAUACAAAGUUCAUCCACACGAAGCCCAACCGGUUCGAGGAGGUGGCCUGGGUCAAAUACAACCCUAAGGACCAGCUCUACCUGCACAUUGGCCUCAAACCUCGAGUCCGAGACCACUACCGGGCCACCAAGGUUGCUUUCUGGUUGGAGCUGGUUCCACAUCUGCAUAACAUAAAUGAGAUUUUUCAGUACGUCUCCACUACGACUAAGAUCCCCCCGCAGGACACCACCCCCUACCCUUACACCAAACGCUUCCCGGGCAAGAACAACUGGCCGUCCACCACGCGCCACCCGGGCGUGCCGCCCGCCAACACCAAGCAGACCACGGACCAGCGCAAGAGCGGCGACCUGACCGACGAGUCGUCCGUGGUCAUAGAGACCAAGCGGGACUACUCCACCGAACUGAGCGUCACCAUCGCCGUGGGGGCCUCGCUGCUCUUCCUCAACAUCCUCGCGUUCGCGGCGCUCUACUACAAGAAGGACAAGCGGCGGCACGAGUCCAACCGCCGCGUGCCCACGCCGCAGCGCAACUCGGCCGCGGGCGGCGCGCCGUCCGCCGCCAACGACGUGGCGCACCUGCAGAGCGAGGAGCUGAUGUCGCUGCAGAUGAAGCAGCAGCAGCUGGAGCACGAGCACCACCACGAGUGCGAGUCGCUGCAGGCCCACGACACGCUGCGCCUCGCCUGCCCGCCCGACUAUACCCUCACCCUGCGCAGGUCGCCCGACGACAUACCGCUGAUGACGCCCAGCACCAUCACCAUGAUCCCCAACUCUCUGGCUGGCAUGCAGCCUCUGCACAAUUUCAACACUUUUGGUGGCAGCCAGAACAGUACCAAUCUGCCCCACGGCCACUCCACCACACGGGUAUAGCUCUGCCGGGCUCCUUCUGUGUCAGCCACUGGACGCGCACGGCCGGAAGCCACUGACUGUGUGAAGCACACACUCUAAAGUCUCAGAUGUUAUUUUGCUAUCAUGCCUCAUGAAAAUAUUCAAAGUGAAUGUUACUAUAGUAAUAACUUUAUUUGGAUCCAAGCUUCGUGGAGUUUUACCAAAAGAAAUGGCAACCAGAGGAUGACUGUUAAUGUUCCUACAGGGACACGUGGACAGUUUCUGUGACAAAGAAGCCUUUCGGAGGCUUUUGUGCCAUAACUACACAACGGGGAGACUGAGGCAACAGUUGUUCAAAGGCAACAAUUGUGCGAAUGGAACAUCAUAUUUUCGUGGUCUUCGUGCAUCAGACACCAGACUCGGGCACAACUCUACACCCCAGCCUGAAAUGUAUUUAUGAAAACUUUGUAAAAAACCGGGAAAAAAAGAAAAAUGGUAUAUAGUUGUGUGUGGAAACAGAAAAAAAGAAAAGUUAUAUUCAAAGAGCUCCUUUUGUUCAUUUGUUUUAUUUUGGCUGAGAUUUUCUUUCUUUUCUCUGUUUGUGCUUUUUGUUGAGGUGCAUGUAAAUAUAUUUACACAUGUUUCAGUUCCUUUACGAGUCGUUUCAUCGGAAGGACCGUGGCGUGGGGGCGUGGCCCCGCGUUUGGGAGGCGUCAUGCGGUGGCCGUCACACCCACUACUGUCUCGUGUGUUGCUUUGUGUCCACUCUUUAGACAUUGCAUGUCCAGGAAAAGUCCAUUUCCAGACACGACUGACUGGAUCCCAUCACCUGCCGUCAUCCCGUUUGCUCCCAGUACAGUUUUCUUUGUGGGCUUUUUUCUGUCUUGCGAUCUCAGCACUGCCCGAGCUUACAGUGUGACCAGCAAUGUAUUAUUUAGAAAUAAAAGAGGCAGACUUUUCGGUAUCAAUAUUAGUUGGAUAUGUUUGUAAAGAAAUAUAUGUUAGAUAUUUCAAAUUGUCAUAUGCUAGCAAUAUGUAAAGUAUUGUGCCAGGCUUGUGAUAUUUUUGGGUUACAAAAGCAAGUGAAUGAGUGUAAAUAUUAAUAUUACUAUAAAAUUACAACAAAAGUAACCAUUAA